Messenger RNA from Malus domestica (apple), 333 nucleotides. Its product is annotated as receptor-like serine/threonine-protein kinase SD1-8. The record is from RefSeq and is a predicted model, not a curated record. NCBI's taxonomy places the organism in Eukaryota, Viridiplantae, Streptophyta, Magnoliopsida, Rosales, Rosaceae. Gene Ontology annotation, cellular component: plasma membrane. Gene Ontology annotation, molecular function: protein serine/threonine kinase activity. Gene Ontology annotation, biological process: protein phosphorylation.
AUGGCCCCUAAAUAUGCAAUGGACGGCCUCUUCUCAAUCAAGUCUGAUUUGUUUAGUUUUGGUGUUCUAGUGUUGGAGAUUAUUAGUGGUAAAAAGAACAAGGGAUUUUAUUGCUCAAACAAUGAACUAAACCUCCUAGGAAAUACUUCGAAGCUAUGGAAUGUAGGAAAGGGGUUGGAAAUUAUAGACUCAUCGUAUUCCCACUCUGAGGUAUUGAGGUGCAUGCAAAUCGGCCUUUUAUGCGUUCAAGAGCGUGCAGAAGAUAGGGCUACAAUGUCGUCUGUGGUUAUGACGCUGAGUAGUGAAACUGCAGCAACAAUGCCCCACCCUUAA